UGUCCUCACCGGGACACCGGGGGACAGUCUGUAGCGCCGUCUGUCCUCACCGGGACACCGGGGGACAGUCUGUAGCGCCGUCUGUCCUCACCGGGACACCGGGGGACAGUCUGUAGCGCCGUCUGUCCUCACCGGGACACCGGGGGACAGUCUGUAGCGCCGUCUGUCCCUCUGGAGCCGUCCCGGGGUUUUGUAACUGCUGUUACGAACACUUCGGUGUCCCGCACAAAAGAAGCAUUUUGAAUUUCCCGCGGUAGUCCAGAGUCACGUGGGAGCGGCUCCGGCCUCUGAUUGGCUCCGCGGCUGACGCUCUGCCCUCCUAUUGGCCGGCUGCGUUCAGGCGCCAAGGUUCCAACAAAAAGCCUCAAAAAGGCAGAAGAAGCUUCAGUCCAGCCUCGGUCCUCGGAGUGUCCCGCCGCCGUCCUCGGUCCUCGGAGAGUCCCGCCGCUGUCCUCGGUCCUCGGAGUGUCCCGCCGCUGUCCUCGGUCCUCGGAGUGUCCCGCCGCUGUCCUCGGUCCUCGGAGUGUCCCGCCGCUGUCCUCGGUCCUCGGUGUGUCCCGCCGCUGUCCUCGGUCCUCGGAGUGUCCCGCUGCUGUCCUCGGUCCUCGGUGUGUCCCGCCGCUGUCCUCGGUCCUCGGAGUGUCCCGCUGCUGUCCUCGGUCCUCGGUGUGUCCCGCCGCUGUCCUCGGUCCUCGGAGUGUCCCGCCGCUGUCCUCGGCCCCAUGCUGUCCUCCCGCUCUCCGCUGUCCCAGAAGGCUCCGCUGGGAGACAUGUCUGUGGACAAAGAGAACACGCCUCCGGGCCUGAGCUCCAGCCGCGUCCUGGCCUCUAAGACGUCCCGGAGGAUCUUCGCGGACUCUGCGGUGAAGAGCAGCGCCCCCCGGCGGCGGCGGCAGGACCUGGACCAGAACCCGGAGCAGGAGGAGGAGCCGCUGCUGAAGGAGAACCCGGGCCGCUUCGUCCUGUUCCCCAUCCGGUUCCACGACAUCUGGCAGAUGUACAAGAAGGCCGAGGCGUCCUUCUGGACGGCCGAGGAGGUGGAUCUGUCCAAGGACCUGCAGCACUGGGAGAACCUGAAGGACCAGGAGAGGUUCUUCAUCUCCCACGUCCUGGCCUUCUUCGCCGCCAGCGACGGCAUCGUCAACGAGAACCUGGUGGAGCGCUUCGCUCAGGAGGUGCAGGUGACGGAGGCCCGCUGCUUCUACGGGUUCCAGAUCGCCAUGGAGAACAUCCACUCCGAGAUGUACAGCCUGCUGAUAGACACCUACAUCAAGGACCCCCGAGAGAGGGAGUUCCUGUUCAACGCCAUCGAGAACCUGCCGUGUGUGAAGAAGAAGGCGGACUGGGCUCUGAACUGGAUGGGGAACCAGAGAGCGUCCUACGGAGAACGUGUGGUGGCCUUCGCCGCCGUGGAGGGGAUCUUCUUCUCGGGCUCGUUCGCCGCCAUCUUCUGGCUGAAGAAGCGAGGCCUGAUGCCCGGCCUGACGUUCUCCAACGAGCUGAUCAGCAGGGACGAGGGUCUGCACUGCGACUUCGCCUGUCUCAUGUUCAAACACCUGCUGAGGAAGCCGUCCCCGGAGACCGUGGUCACCAUCAUCAGGGACGCCGUGGAGAUCGAACAGGAGUUCCUGACUGAAGCUCUGCCGGUGAAGCUGAUCGGGAUGAACUGUGACCUCAUGAAGCAGUACAUCCAGUUCGUGGCCGACCGGCUGCUGCUGGAGCUGGGCCUGCCCAAGGUCUACCGGGCGGAGAACCCCUUCGACUUCAUGGAGAACAUCUCUCUGGAGGGGAAGACCAACUUCUUCGAGAAGCGGGUGGGCGAGUACCAGAGGAUGGGCGUCAUGGCGGGCGCCACCGACAACGCCUUCACCCUGGACGCCGACUUCUGACCUCUGACCUCUGGGCUUUUUGUACAUUUUAGUGUUUUUACUGUUUCUACUCUAAUAAAGCUUUUA
This is a messenger RNA of Salarias fasciatus (jewelled blenny), 1955 nucleotides long. It is a transcript of the gene rrm2, whose product is annotated as ribonucleotide reductase M2 polypeptide. NCBI's taxonomy places the organism in Eukaryota, Metazoa, Chordata, Actinopteri, Blenniiformes, Blenniidae. Gene Ontology annotation, biological process: deoxyribonucleotide biosynthetic process. Gene Ontology annotation, molecular function: ribonucleoside-diphosphate reductase activity, thioredoxin disulfide as acceptor. Bases 723 to 1889 code for a protein of 388 amino acids. Gene Ontology annotation, cellular component: cytosol. The record is from RefSeq and is a predicted model, not a curated record. The transcript is spliced from 10 exons.